CACUCCCUGUAACGUAUUAAUAUACAACACUUCCUCUCAUGAUCAAAACAUAUCAUCUUUACAUCCAGCCAAGAAAAAAAAAAUGGAUUCAUCAAGAGACGCCGGAGAAACUUAUCAGAGCAAAUAUAAAGGUAUCCGUCGUCGGAAAUGGGGAAAAUGGGUAUCGGAGAUUCGUGUUCCGGGAACCCGCCAACGUCUCUGGUUAGGCUCUUUCUCGACGGCCGAAGGCGCUGCCGUAGCCCACGACGUCGCUUUUUACUGCUUGCACCGACCAUCUACCCUCGACGACGAAUCUUUUAACUUCCCUCAAUUGCUCCCAACCUCCCUCGCUUCCACCACAUCUCCUAAAUCUAUCCAAAAAGCUGCUUCUGACGCUGGCCUGGCCGUGGACGCCGGAUUCAACCUAAACAACGACGGUGCUGUGUCUGGUAGUGGUGGCACCUAUGAAGAUAGAUCGCCAACGGCGGACAUGGAAGACGAGAGCGAACUUAGCAUCUCCGUGUACGAUUAUUUGGAAGACGAUCACGUUUGAGUAGGUUUUUAGCAAUUAAUACAGGAUGUGCUUAGUUUUAGGAUUUGUUAAAGUUUUAUUAUUUUCUGUUACACUUCUGAUUCUUUUUUCCCCUGCCCUACGUGAGCUCUCAUAUCUCAGGCUUCUUUUCUUAUGAUGUUAGUUAUAUACCCAAAUAGCUCAACCGGUUAGAAAUGUUGUUUUGGUGUUUCAUAUCCGAGUUUGAGUUGAUUGUUCUGUUUUGAUAGGGAUCA
Molecule: messenger RNA, 765 nt
Organism: Camelina sativa (false flax)
Lineage: Eukaryota; Viridiplantae; Streptophyta; Magnoliopsida; Brassicales; Brassicaceae
Product: ethylene-responsive transcription factor ERF020
Biological process (GO): regulation of DNA-templated transcription
Molecular function (GO): DNA-binding transcription factor activity; DNA binding
Source: RefSeq, a predicted model, not a curated record